GGGGUACCUAAUUGGUUUACGUACGGCCAUGGCUCAUUCAAAGCGCAACACCUCGCUCCCGCAUUUCACAUCCUACGAACGCUCUCUCCUUCGCUCUACCUGGGGAUCCCAGAGCACUCGACUCUCACGCGAAUCCUUUCUCCCAUUUUCCUCAUGCCGUCUCUGUCUCCUACCAGCUCGUGAACCCGUCGUCGCCUGCGCCACGAACGGCGACCUCUUCUGCCGUGAAUGCGCCGUCAAUGACCUCCUUGCACAGCGAAAGGAGAUUAAAAGACUAGAGAAGGAACGGGAAAUUGCAAAACAGGAAAGAGAUGAAGAUCAAGAGCGGCUGGCAGCCGAGGCACGGGAUAGAGAGCUCAAGGAGUUUGAGAUGGUUAGUAUGGGGCUGGAAGAGAAAAAGAUGAAGAGGAAGCGAGAGCUAGAAGAGAAUGGCGGUGGGAGGGAUAAGGCUGAGAGGAACGGGGAUGCGUCUAUAGAAAGCAUGGAGCUAAAAAAGAGGCGAAGAGAAGGAUUUGAGUUGGAUGAGGAGGGAAUGCGAAAGAUAGCAAUGGAGGAACGAGAAAAGAUGAUGAAGAGGAUUGAGAAGGAGAAGGCGGAAUCAUCGAAAUCUCAACUUCCAUCAUUCUGGGUACCAUCAUUAACACCUUCGGUUGCUGAGAAUGGCGAGGAUGUCAAACCGGCAAAGCUCAACCCGAUAUGUCCGGCGUCAACACCUGAGAACAAGCAUGGGUACUCCUUGAAAGGGCUUGUGACGGUUCAUUUCACAGAAGAGAAAGAUGAAAAGGCAGGAGAUAUGGUUCGCAUAUGUCCAAGCUGCAAGAAGGCUCUUAGCAACGGACUUAAGGCUAUGCUGGCCAAGCCCUGUGGACACGUUAUCUGCAAACGAUGCGUAGACCAAUUCAUGACUGCAGACAAAGGCGCAGACCCGCACUCUACUGAUCCAUCUGAGUCAGAACGGGUAGGAAAGGUGUUUUGCUAUGUAUGCGACGCGGAUUUAACCAACAAAAGAGCAAGCAAGGAAGGAAAGAAGGAUAAGGAUAAAAUACGGCCGGGCUUGGUCGAGAUAUCGUCUGAGGGGACCGGAUUUGCCGGUGGUGGGAAGAAUAUGGCCUCCAAGUCGGGAACGGCUUUUCAGUGUUGA
Messenger RNA from Microsporum canis CBS 113480, 1141 nucleotides. RefSeq lists its product as hypothetical. The coding region runs from base 29 to 1141 and encodes 370 amino acids. The record is from RefSeq and is a predicted model, not a curated record. The transcript is spliced from 3 exons. Gene Ontology annotation, molecular function: ubiquitin protein ligase activity. NCBI's taxonomy places the organism in Eukaryota, Fungi, Ascomycota, Eurotiomycetes, Onygenales, Arthrodermataceae. Gene Ontology annotation, cellular component: nucleus.